Messenger RNA from Oncorhynchus masou masou (cherry salmon), 13782 nucleotides. RefSeq names its product misshapen-like kinase 1. Bases 961 to 4881 code for a protein of 1306 amino acids. NCBI's taxonomy places the organism in Eukaryota, Metazoa, Chordata, Actinopteri, Salmoniformes, Salmonidae. The record is from RefSeq and is a predicted model, not a curated record. Gene Ontology annotation, biological process: protein phosphorylation. The transcript is spliced from 32 exons. Gene Ontology annotation, molecular function: ATP binding; protein kinase activity.
AAAGAGUAGAGAGGAAGGGUGUUGUGUGUAUAGAUGCACACUUGCUGUAAAGGGACGUCAUAGCCGAUCACACAGACGAACAGGGCUAACGUUACCGAAACAUGGCGAUUAAAUAGUUUAUGGACUAUAUGUCGGGAAAUUACUUGGAUGUUAUCAACUAUACUCUUAACUAAAGUAUAUAUUUAGAAGUACGUAACCAGCUCAAAUUCGUACAAUUGGAUCCGUACAGAAACUCCAUUUUUCACCGUCGGUACAUUCAGUGUAAGGCGCGAUCUGUGUCAACGCGAAAGGAGUGAAAGUUUGUGUUCAGAUAUCGAAUGUCGGACAUUCGACGUAGCUAGCUGGCUACAUAUGAUCUACUGACCGCGCCAUUUGCUUGCAACGUCAUUUGUGGAACAUUAAGUCUCUGCAGGACGCGAAUUACGGCCAGCUGGAAUGCAAGCUUAUUCAAAAUAAAUGUUAUUUUUGAUUUGUGCGUGGGCAGCCAGCUAGAUAACGUUAACAGCUCUGCUGCAGACCACCUUCGUAUUAUUGCGCUGUUAUUAUUUAGCCAACAGCUAGCUACCUAGCCAGGUAACUUAGCUAGCUACUUAUUCUAACUUUUGUUUAAUCUCACAAACAUAAUUGUAUUGUGUAGUUAAACAUUCAAAGUAUAUGUAGAUGACCACCUCGUUCGAAUUGUCAUGCAACAUAUACGUAUUAAUAUUGCCAUAAUGAACGCAUAGAGUGCAGCACAAUAUUGGAUCUCUAACGCAAUGGGACUAGCUUGCUAGCUAACUGCAUUUCGCCUUGCCGAUUUUGCGUCUGGUUGUUUAUGUUAGCAAGUCAAGUCUCAUAAGGUACCCCCAUAUCUGUCUGCGCGGGACCUGACAGUGCAGGACACCGCUAAAUUAAACAUUGGGCCACCUGGAUUUUCUACCUGCUGCUACUUUUUAAAACUAAUUUACUACUUUUGCCAGUAUGUCCGAAAACGCCCCCACACGAAGCUUGGAUGACAUCGACCUCGCAGCUUUGAGGGACCCAGCAGGGAUCUUUGAGCUGGUGGAGGUGGUUGGCAAUGGGACCUAUGGACAGGUGUACAAGGGGCGUCAUGUUAAGACGGGCCAGCUGGCUGCCAUCAAGGUAAUGGAUGUGACAGAGGAAGAAGAGGAAGAGAUCAAAGCUGAGAUCAACAUGCUGAAGAAGUACAGCCAUCACCGCAAUAUUGCCACCUACUACGGAGCUUUCGUCAAGAAGAGCCCACCUGGACAUGAUGACCAUCUCUGGCUAGUGAUGGAGUUCUGUGGGGCGGGCUCCGUGACAGACCUAGUGAAGAACACCAAGGGUAACUCUCUGAAGGAGGACUGGAUCGCGUACAUCUGCAGAGAAAUCCUCAGGGGCCUCUCGCACCUCCACCAACACAAGGUCAUCCACAGAGACAUCAAGGGACAGAACGUGCUGCUGACGGAGAACGCAGAGGUCAAACUCGUGGACUUUGGGGUGAGUGCUCAGCUGGACAGGACUGUGGGGCGCAGGAACACCUUCAUCGGUACACCUUAUUGGAUGGCCCCUGAGGUCAUCGCCUGUGACGAGAACCCUGACUCCACCUAUGACUACAGGAGUGAUAUCUGGUCCCUGGGGAUCACAGCCAUAGAGACGGCAGAGGGAGCUCCUCCUCUGUGUGAUAUGCACCCAAUGAGAGCUCUGUUCCUCAUCCCGAGGAACCCCCCUCCCAAACUCAAGUCCAAGAAGUGGUCUAAGAAGUUUAUAGAUUUUAUUGAGGGCUGCCUGGUGAAGACGUACACCAGCCGGCCAUCCACAGAGCAGCUCCUGAAGCACUCGUUCAUCCGGGAUCAGCCCACAGAGCGCCAAGUCCGCAUCCAGCUCAAAGACCACAUUGACCGCACACGCAAGAAGAGGGGAGAGAAGGAGGAGACAGAGUAUGAGUACAGUGGCAGUGAUGAGGAGGAUGAGAACCGUGGGGAAGACGGAGAGUCCAGUACCUCCAUCCUGAAUGUGCCUGGUGAGUCGACGUUGAGGCGGGACUUCCUGCGUCUGCAGCAGGAGAACAAGGAGCGAUCAGAGGCUCUGAAGAGACAGCAGGCCCAGCUGGCCGCCCAGCGCCGAGACCCAGAGGAACACAAGAGACAGCUGCUGCACGACCGACAGAAACGCAUCGAGGAGCAGAAAGAACAGCGCCGCCGCCUGGAAGAGCAACAGAGAAAAGAGCGAGAGAUGGUGAGACAGCAAGAAAAGGGCCCCCAUCGGAGACUUGACGAUAUCAGGAGGGAGGAGGAUAGGAGGCUGGCCGAGAGGGAGCAGGAGUUCAUAAGACAUAAGUUAGAGGAGGAACAGCGGCAGUUAGAAAUCCUUCAGCAGCAGCUGCUUCAGGAGCAGGCACUGCUCAUGGAGUACAAGCGUAAGCAGCUGGAGGAGCAGAGGCAGUCUGAGCGUCUGCAGAGGCAGCUGCAGCAGGAGCAUGCCUACCUGGUGUCCCUGCAGCAGCAGCAACAGGACAAGAAGCCCCAGCCCCUCUACCACUACAGCAAGAACGUGGAGCCCAACAAUAAGCCUGCAUGGGCCCGAGAGGUGGAGGAGCGCAGUAAGCUCAACAGGCAGGGCUCCCCCAAAAUCUGCAACACUGUCUCUGACACUGCCAUCCAAUCCCGCUCUGACUCCAUCAGCCAAUCCGGAGGGGGCCAGGCUUCUCAGACCCCGCCUAUGCAGCGGCCUGUUGAGCCUCAGGGGGGACAGGGCAAGUUCCAGAUGGCCCACUUGGUCCCGCUGAAGCCCUACGCUGCCCCUGUCCCCCGCUCCCAGUCCCUGUGUGACCAGCCCACUAAGACCAUGUCCGCCUUCCCCACCCAGGAUCCCUCCCCCACCCCCCGCCCCGUCCACUCCAGGGAGCUGGUCCGACAGAACUCGGAUCCCACCUCCGAGAGCCCCGCCCCACAGCCUCGCAAAAGGGAGGACCGCGGCCCCUGGAUCCGCCUGCCAGAGAUCGAACAGCCGCCCAAGAUUCCCCAGAGGACCGCCUCCAUUGCCACAGCACUCAACACCAACCUAUCGUCUGGCAUCAGGCAUCCAGUCAGAGCCAGCAACCCAGACCUCAGCCGCAAUGACCGCUGGGAGAGAGGAGAUGGCAUGAACCUCGUAUCCAAUCUACCCCAGACUGGCUCUCUGGAGAGGCACCGGAUACUCAGCUCCUCCAAAAUAGACUCCCCCAUACUAGGCCAUGACGGGCGCAUGGCGGGGCACAAGCCAGGGGAGUCUCGCACGUCGUCCCGCCCCAGUCGCCCUGCUAGUUACAAGAGAGCUAUAGGAGAGGACCAUGGGCUGUAUGCUAAGGAGCGUCCUGAGGAGCAGCCCAGACCUCCGGUGAAGGCCAAUGACUACUCCUCAUCCUCAGAAGGCAGUGAGAGCAGUGAGGAGAGUGAGAGUGGAGAGGGGAAUGAGGAGGAGGACAGCCCUACAGACCGUCCCCGGGAUGCCGACACUGACUCGGUCAACACCAUGGUGGUUCAUGAGGAGGAGGAGGGCGAGGAAGGGGAGGAGGGGCAGGCUGGAGUCUACAGGGACCAGACCAUGCUGGUGCAGAGGACACCAGAGAAGCGAAGCCACAAUGGAUACACCAACCUGCCUGAUGUGGUGCAGCCCUCCCACUCCCCCACUGACUCCGCCUCCCACUCCUCCCCUGGGAAAGACUCUGUCUAUGAUUAUCAGUCCAGAGGUCUAGUCAAGGCGUCAAGUGGCAAGUCCUCCUUCACCACCUUUGUUGACCUGGGCAUGUACCAACCACCAGGUGACACUGCGGAUGCCAUCUCUGUGGGCAGCCUGGGCUCCAGGUUUGAGCAGCUGAAGAUGGAGGUGAGGAAAGGCUCCAUGGUGAACGUGAACCCCACCAACACACGCCCCCACAGCGACACCCCCGAGAUUCGCAAGUACAAGAAGAGGUUCAACUCUGAGAUCCUCUGUGCUGCUCUCUGGGGUGUGAACCUGCUGGUGGGGACGGAGAACGGUCUGAAGCUGCUGGACCGUAGUGGUCAGGGGAAGGUCUACCCCCUCAUCAAUUCCCGCAGGUUUCAACAAAUGGAUGUCUUGGAGGGACUGAACCUGCUCAUCACCAUAUCAGGUAAGAAGAACAAGGUGCGUGUGUACUACCUGGCCUGGCUGAGGAACAAGAUCCUCCACAAUGACCCGGAGGUGGAGAAGAAGCAGGGCUGGACCACUGUAGGGGAGAUGGAGGGAUGUGUCCACUACAAAGUGGUGAAAUAUGAGAGGAUCAAGUUCUUGGUGAUAGCUAUGAAGAAUGCGGUGGAGGUAUAUGCCUGGGCUCCCAAGCCUUAUCACAAAUUCAUGGCCUUCAAGUCCUUUGGUGACCUGCCCCACAGGCCCCAGUUGGUAGACCUCACAGUGGAGGAAGGUCAGAGGUUGAAAGUCAUCUAUGGCUCCAUUGCUGGCUUCCACGCCAUCGACGUUGACUCUGGGAACAACUAUGACAUCUACAUCCCAGUGCAUAUCCAGUGCCAGAUCAUGCCCCAUGCCAUUGUGUUCCUGCCCAGCUCGGACGGCAUGGAGAUGCUGCUGUGCUACGAGGACGAGGGCGUCUAUGUAAACACCUACGGACGCAUCAUCAAAGAUGUGGUGCUUCAGUGGGGCGAGAUGCCCACCUCCGUUGCCCAUAUCUGCUCUAACCAGAUCAUGGGCUGGGGAGAAAAGGCCAUAGAGAUCCGUGCUGUAGAGACGGGCCACUUGGACGGAGUCUUCAUGCACAAGAGAGCCCAGAGGCUCAAGUUCCUCUGUGAGAGGAAUGACAAGGUGUUCUUUGCUUCGGUGCGCUCCGGGGGCAGCAGCCAGGUCUACUUCAUGACCCUGAACAGGAACUGCAUCAUGAACUGGUGAAACAACAUUGUCCCAUACAACUAUGUCCCGUAGUCAGUCAGUGUAUGGAAACCACCAGGCCAAGCGAAAGACACUCAACCCCCCCCCCACCCACCCAUACGAGGACACACCACACAGUCAGACUCAACACAAACACAUCACACACAUACAGCUCACACAAGCCUACUGUAAAUCCAUUCCAGCCUAAAGUCUUCAUGACAAAGCCUCUCACCUGCCACCUACUGACUCCCCUAAACGGAUUGAGCUCCCUCUGAAAUGGUAGCUAACUAUGAGACAUCACCACAGGAUUCUCAUGUAAUAUCAUCUCUACUCUACUGUGUAUAUAUACCUGUCCUGUAUUAUUGUACCUCAGUCACUUGGUGGACCUGUGUUUAGUCGUAACUACUGUAGUUAGUUCCUUCUUACGUUAAAAACAUUCCUUACUGGUGAAAUACAUUUGGAAGAAGGCAAGAUUGUACCAAUAUAAGUCAAGAUUGAAUUGUAAAUAGCCAGUAUCUAACAUGUUCACAUGGAAGAGAACAUGGGUAGAUUGAAGUCACUGGCAGACCUGUAUAUUACACCUCCAUUUGGGGCGUUACCAUGGACCUGAUAUAUACUGUACUGGCACACCCUAGAGGUUUGAAGUAUUGUUGCAACACUUCACCAUAGAAGCUCACUCACUAUGCUAAGCUUCUGAUUCCCUAUGGCAUCAUUAUUCAACUCAUUGUUUAAAAAUAAGAAGUGUCGUUUGAUUAAAACUUGAUUUAAUGUUUGUUAUUUUGAUGUUUUUUGGGAUGAAGGUUUAAAAAACCUCCUAGGAAGAUGGACUAUCUAUGAUGUGAACAUACUAUUGUUCUAUUCCUUCGUAAAUCCUGAGAAGUUAAAGAGAACACACUGCUGUGCUCUAGCUAUACACCUUCUAUUCCUUUAUUAUACCCUUGCUACAUCUCGGGGAUGGGACUUCCUCACCGUUUAGGAGGCUUUCUAACUGGCUUUAAAUAUUUCUACCUUUGUUUCUUGUCAAUAUCGCUAAUAUCGCUACAAAGAUUUGAUAUCUGUACGGUUUCUGUAUUUGGUAUUAGCCUAACUGGUAUUCUUACUUUUAUCUCUACUGUUAUAUUGCCGUUAUAUUGCAAUAUAUAUGCUGUUCUAGUGCAGUUCUUGUUCGGAGAAGGGAGUUCAGUUAAUUUGUUGUGUGUAAAAUAUACCAGUGGAAGGGAGUGAGGUGACUUGUUAAGAUGUGGGGGUCGAGGGGUGAUGAAGUAUGAAGGCUUUGAAGUCACAGUAAUAAAGAGGACAUUGAGGAUUUGGAAGAGAGAGAGUUGUAGUUGUAAGAAUAUUAUAAUGGAAGUCAGGUUUUCUUCAUCUUGCGGAUGUUAUCCAGUUGAAUAUAGUUCCCUUUUCUCUUACUAGAUCUACUCUGUCCGCAACCUACGUUUUUAAUGUAUUUUAUGUUCAUUGGUAUGGAUUUGGGUAUGUGUUUUUGUAUGCAAAGGUGUGUGUGUGUGUGUGUGUGUGUGUGUGUGUGAGCGUUUGUAGGGAUGGGGCUGCAGUGGAUAAUACUGAACUAGUAUUGUGGUUUCAAGCAAUAGCUGUGUGGUUCUUGAGCCAGUAUUGAACUUCACUGAGUGAUGCUUUAGCAGUCCCAGUUUUGUGGCAUCUUUGGCUCUGCAAUACUGUACUAGAGGACUCAAACUCAUUAGGGACUUUUAUGUAUCAUACUAAACUGGUAGUAAGACAAAAAUAAGGCAACAAGUUGUUGAAUCUAUUGGUAUUGUUGUUUUCCCUACUAAAAUUCACAAUACUUCUCUGAACAUACUAUGAAUCUACUUUGAUUCUUUAAGAGAUCAGGGGAAAUGCUUAAGCUGUGGGUAUUUUAUGUACUUUACUCUAAAUGGAUUCUAUAUAUUAUAAAUAUAUUUAGUAUAGAAGCAAAUAUUAUUAACACCUACUCAUUCAAGGGUUUUUCUUUAUUUUUACUAUUUUUUACAUUGUAGAAUAGUAGUGAAGACAAACUAUUAAAUAAUACAUAUGGAAUCAUGUAGUAACCAAAAUCGUGUUUUAAAAAAUCCAAAUAUAUUUGUAGCCACCCUUUGCAUUGAUGACAGCUUUGCGCACCCUUGUCCAGCUUUACCUAAAAUGUUUUUCCAACAGUCUUGAAGGAGUUCCCACAUAUGCUGAGCACUUGUUGGCUGCAUUUCCUUCACUCUGUGGUCCAACUCAUCCCAAACCAUCUCGAAUGGGUGGAGGUUGGAUGCUGCAGAAUGCUGUGGUAGCCAUGAUGGUUAAGUGUGCCUUGAAUUCUAAAUAAAUCACAGACCGUGUCACCAGCAAAGCACCAUCACACCACCACCUCCAUGCUUCACGGUGGGAACCACACAUGGGGUGAUCAUCUGUUCACCUACUCUGCGUCUCACAGCGACACAGCGGUUGGAACCAAAGAAUCUCAAAUUUGGACUCAUCGGACCAAAGGACAGAUUUCCACCGGUCUAAUGUCCAUUGCUCAUGUUUCUUGGCCCACGCAAGUUUCUUCUUCUUAUUGGUGUCCUUUAGUAGUGGUUUCUUUGCAGCAAUUCGAACAUGAACACCUGAUUUCACGCAGUCUUCUCUGAAUAGUUGAUGUGUUUGUUACUUGAACUCUGUAAAGCAUUCAUUUGGGCUGCAAUUUCUGAUGUGCAGUCAACUCUAAUGAACUCAUCUUCUGCAGCAGAGGUAACUCUGGGUCUUCCUUUCCUGUGGCGGUCCUCAUGAGAGCCAGUUUCAUCAUACCGCUUGAUGGUUUUUGCGACUGCACUUGAAGAAACUUUGAGAGUUCUUGAAUUUUUCCAAAUUGACUGACCUUCAUAUCUUAAAGUAAUGAUGGACUGUCAUUUCUCUUUGCUUAUUUGAGCUGUUCUUGCCAUAAUAUGGACUUGGUAUUUUACCAAAUAGGGCUAUCUUCUGUACACCAACCCUACCUUGUCACGACACAACUGAUUGGCUCAAUUGCAUUAAGGAAAGAAAUUACACAAAUGAACUUUUAAAAAGGCACACCUUUUAAUUUAAAUGCAUCCAGGUGAAGCUGGUUGAGAGAAUGCCAAGUAUGCAACACUGUCAUCAUGGCAAAGGGUGGCUACUUUCAAGAAGCUUACAUCUAAAAUAUAUUUUAAUUACACACUUUUUUUGGUUACUAAACUCAGCAAAAAAAGAAACGUCCUCUCACUGUCAACUGCAUUUAUUUUCAGCAAACUUAACAUGUGUAAAUAUUUGUAUGAACAUAACGAGAUUCAACAACUGAGACAUAAACUGAACAAGUUCCACAGACGUGACGAAUAAAGGGGGGGGGACAAAAUCAAAAGUAACAGUCAGUAUCUAGUGUGGCCACCAGCUGCAUUAAGUACUGCAGUGCAUGUCCUCCUCAUGGACUGCACCAGAUUUGCCAGUUCUUGCUAUGAGAUGUUACCCCACCGGGAACCUGCAAGUUCCGGAACAUUUCUGGGGGGAAUGGCCCUCGCCCUCACCCGCCGAUCCAACAGGUCCCAGACGUGCUCAAUGGGAUUGAGAUCCGGGCUCUUCGCUGGCUAUGGCAGAACACUGACAUUCAUGUCUUGCAGGAAUUCACGCACAGAAAUAGCAGUAUGGCUGGUGGCAUUGUCAUGCUGGAGGGUCAUGUCAGGAUGAGCCUGCAGGAAGGAUACCACAUGAAGGAAGAAGAUGUCUUCCCUGUAAUGCACAGCGUUGAGAUUGCCUACAAUGACAACGAGCUCGGUCCGAUGAUGCUUUGACACACCGCCCCAGACCAUGAUGGACCCUCCACCUCCAAAUCUAUCCUGCUCCAGAGUGCAAGCCUCAGUGUAAUGCUCAUUCCUUUGACAAUAAACGCGAAUUCGACCUUCACCCCUGGUGAGACAUAACCGUGACUCGUUUGUGAAGAGCACUUUUUGCCAGUCUUGUCUGGUCCAGCGACUGUGGGUUUUUGCCCAUAGGCGACUUUGUUUCUGGUGAGGACCUGCCUUACAACAAGCCGACAAGCCCUCAGUCCAGCCUCUCUCAGCCUAUUGCGGACAGUCUGAGCACUCUGUAACUGAUGCCAUCCUGUACCUGUACCUGUGAUGCCAUCCUGUACCUGUCCCACAGGUGUGAUGUUCGGUUGUGCCGAUUCUGUGCAGGUGUUGUUACACGUGGUCUGGCACUGUGAGGACGAUCAGCUGUCCGUCCUGUCUCCCUGUAGCGCUGUCUUCGGCAUCACACAGUAUGGACAUUGCAAUUUAUUGCCCUGGCCACAUCUGCAGUCCUCAUGCAUCCUUGCAGCAUGCCUAAGGCACGUUCACGUGGAUGAGCAGGGACCCUGGCCAUCUUUCUUAUUUUUUUUUUUAAUCAGUAGAAAGGCCUCUUUAGUGUCCUGAGUUUUCAUAACUGUGACCUUAAGCUGUUAGUGUCUUAACGACAGUUCCACAGGUGCCUGUUCAUUAAUUGUUUAUGGUUCAUUGAACAAGCAUGGUAAACAGUGUUUAAACACUACAAUGAAGAUCUGUGAAGUUAUUUAGAUUUUUAUGAAUUAUCUUUGAAAGACAGGGUCCUGAAAAGAGGACUUUAAUUUUUUUGCUGAGUUUAUAUGAUUCCAUAUGUGUUAUUUCAUCGUUAUGUCUUCACUAUUAUUCUACAAUGUAGAAAAUAGUAAAAAUAAAAACCCUUGAAUGAGUAGGUGUGUCCAAACUUUUGACUGGUACUGUAUAUUAAAAUGGAGAGUACGGAACAGAAUCGAUUGUAAAGGGAUGAAAGCACUUCGUACAGUUAAAAUGUCUAUAUUUUACUCUGAGCAUGCUUGCAUGCACAUAUAUGAGCAAUUCCUCCCGUAUCACAAUUCAGUAUCAAUUCUUAGAUUAGUUUCCCCCUAGCCUACUUUAUUGAAUAUCAUCUGUGUGACAUUGUGACUGAUAUCUCACGUUUUUACACACUCCACAAGUAGCUCAGUCAUGUAAAUGGCCCUCCUAUCUUAGUAAGCCAAACUGCCAUGUUUACAGUUUAAGCAGUGCCUUGGAGUAGGGAAGAGACUGGGUGAUGAGGGUUAAAGGGGGGUAGUGAAUAUGACCCUCCACUCGCUCUUAUAACUGAACUCCAGGAAGAAGAGGUUAUACUGAAGGACAGUUUACAAUAAUAAAUAGUUGCCUCCUUUGUUACUGGUGUCCUGUGCCAAUGAAGUGCACUUACAUAGAAACCAGAACAUCCCUAUAUGACUCAACUACUUUUACAUUUGUAACAUUGUCAACGACUAUAGAUUUGAUUCUGUAAUAAUCUCAAUGUUUGCCUACUGCUUUUUAAAUGUAAAAGACUCUCAGCAGUUACAGUGACUGUAGAUCUGUUGCCAUCAUGUGGAAGAGUUAGUGUAGAGGAAAUAUUACACAUGUAGUCUGUAGGCAUUUUCUAUAGAAUUUUAAUCAACAUUUCAGUUAAGUAUUAAAUGCAUACAAUAUCCUUGUAUGGCCCAUUCAUGUAACUACAAUAUUGGCACAGGACAAAUGUGCAGUUCAUGGCAGCAAACCUACCCAAUUCGGAAUUUUGAAAAUGAUUAUAUGCCUAUAAAGAUACAUUUUGUCAGAGGUAGAUGUGAUAGUCCUCUAGACAGUGGGAGGGGGGGCCAAUAUACCAUAUUAAAAGCCAUAGGAGUAUUCCACAUUUGUUGAGAAUAAUUUGAUAGUAUUUUGUAUGUUCAAAUGAAAUUUAAGCCAGUGACCUGGGAUGUGAUGUUCGAUGCAGGUUUUUCUUGAGUGAUCAGAUAUGUGGACUGGGUGAGAUGCAGUGGGAAAUUAACUAACUUAAUAUAUUCUGAAAGGACUAUUUUAUUAAAGCAUAUGUAAAUUAUAUUGAGAGAUUUAACUAAAUGAAUGUACAUUAUAAAACAGAUUUGUAUAACAUACUUUACGGUCUGGUAUAUGAAUUAAUCUAAGCACAAGGUAUUCUAAUUUACGGCACAGAGAGCAAAGCUAUAAAUGUGGGUGUCUACAUAAGUGUUUGGACUGUCUUUGUGGGUGUGACGCAUGAGCGUGAUGGUGGGGCUGUAUGUAUUUCCAGUGGAAGUGCAGAUUCCUCUUGAUACUGCCUAACUAGUAGUCAUACUGUUGGUUGAGAGGAAGGGAGGGACCAGUCUGAUAUUGAGGACAUGUAUUGUCAUUGUGAGAUUGGGGAAUAGUCAACUGAGACAGAAAGGUUGGUGAAUGGAGAGGGUCAACAGUUGUCAUUAACUUUUUAUUGUCCAAUCUAAAUUCAUUAUCAGUUAAGUGUAGUGUUACGACGAAGUUCUAACAGUAAAACGGCUUGUUUAAUGUUUCAGCCCCACAGAACAUUGGUAUAUCACAAAGGCUGUCCUUGCCAUAUCAAAUGUUGUGACGUUUCUCCUUCAUAAGCAAUAUGAGCAUUCAGAACAGUUGAAGUUCAAUUCUCUGCUGUCUGUCUGUGAGACUUGUGGGAGGGUGUUUGUCGUGGCCUUUAGCAGACUGAAUCUAAGCUGGACUGUUUGUCCUUGUCUCGUUAGUGAAGGAGAUACCCGUAUGUUGUUUAAUAAAAAAAUGUGGGGUCUUAAUCACAAGAAAAUAUACCUUCUAAUCCACAGUCUGCAUAAUACUCAUACAUCACUUUAACAGUUAUGAUGCUUGUCUAGUUUUGCAUUCAUUCCUUUAAUCCAGUUAUUGCCUUUUGAUGAACUAUAAGGUGGAUCAUAAGGCUGUGUUUACAUAGGCAGCUCAAUUCAGCUCUUUUGUCAAUUUCCCUUCGCUAAGUCCCGCCCCAGAAUUUUGGGCAAGCAAUCGGAGCCAUGGAUAGCAACUGUCGUCGAGGCCUAGCCAGUGUUGCCAAUUUAGUGACUUUGUCGCUAUGUGUAGCGAUUUAUUUUUGUAUGAAAAAUGCAGCCUGAAAGGGUCCCUUCAGUGACUUAUUGUGAAGAGGCUAGCGACAAAUUCAGUUACUUUUAAUUUCAGGCUGCGUUUGGUGUUUUGCCACCGAGUUUCCGAGCUAAUUUCCCGAGUAAAUUCUGAGUUGGAGAAUACAGGCAGAGAAGCACAAUGGGAGGGCCCGUGUGCCGUGGGUUAAAACUACAUUGGGGGCCGCAGCUAGGCAAAUUUGUGCUGUGACGUCGAAGCGGCACAUUAAUGCCAGUGAGGGGAGUGGAGGAAAAACGUAGUUUCCUGAAAUGCAGAGCCUGUUGGGGCAUUAAUCUGAAAUUAUACGUUUGUUAGAUCAACUGGUGGGCUAGCCAAGGUUAGCUCUGUCGCACUAGGCCGUUUUAAACUGCAAUGUUCUUAGCCUUGGGCUAAAAUCUUCCUUAGCCCUGGGCUAAGGAGCGGUGUGAACGCAUCUAUUGACAACCUAACGUAAUAUAACUUGUUCUCUCAAUGUAAGUGAGCGAGCGAAAUUAUCCAUGCUAUUAAUACAACUCCCAUCUGCUGUUGACAUCAGGAUAUGAUUUGAGAGCACUAACAAGUUAACUCCAAAAGUGGUUAGUAGCUUUGACUGCAUGCUGACAGUGAAUUCAGAGAGCCAUUCAGUGGCUAACCACACUAGCUACAAACCAGUGGAAGCUGCUGAGGGGAAGACUGCUCAUAAUAAUGGCUGGAACGGAUUUUUUUUUUUACCAGGUUCCCGUAAAGCAAUUAUAAUGACAGUCCACCACAACAUACCCAAGAGAUUCCUGAUUAGCCAGGGGUAGUCUGUUUUAAUUUAAUUGUUGUGUAUUAAAACAGUUUGACAUCAUUGCGAGGGGAUUUCACCAGUGGUUGACAAGGGAAUUGGGCUUCCAGGGAAAAUGUUGUCAGAGGUUGUAACACUAACCAAGGGGGGCAGAGCUUAACGUAGGGAAUUUAUUUAUAUAUCUGACACCCAUCUGAUAUUUUCCCCAAUGUGUAAACAACAAAAACACAUUUGAAUCUGAUCUUUUGAUUCCGAUUUAUACCACAUCCACAAGUGGAUCUCUAUCAUGAUAUAAUUCUGAUGUUCCGUAUGUGACCUGUUUGGAUGAUUAGAUUUUUUUUUUUUUUGCACAUUUACCUGCCAUUACCAUGACAACCACAGCUACAUUUAAAGGAACAGUGACAGAAAUAAUCAUUGCAUCUGUGUGUUACAUCAGUGGAAAAAGGCUAUACAGACACUCCUGACCUGCAAAACAAUAUUUAAUUUAAACAUUUGUUAAAAUUAGGUAAGGGUCAGUUAGAUUUUGGCUUCUACGCUGUUUGUUGUUUUAGGCUAGGUUUCUGUAUAGCACUUUGACAUCUUUUGAUGUAAAAAGGGCUUUAUAAAUACAUUUGAUUGAUUACAGGUCAGGAAUAUCCUUAUAGCCUCUCCCACAUCUGUGUGAAUGCAAAAAUCUGAUAUGUGCACAUGUAAAACAGUGUGGACAGUCAGAAGAAAAAAUGCAGAAUUGUGUUCUUAGGGUGGCUGUGUAAACACAGCUCAAUGAAGGAUAAUACACUGUUCUCAUUUGGGUGGGUUUUCUGCUUCUGUGUAGUAAGUGUUUUAGGCAUACUGUCUCUGAGCCUCUGCCUGUUGCUAUGGAGGCAAUGACCUGCUUCACCCAAUGUAGUCACACUUUAAUCAAGACACUAUUCACAGAUAUUAUAUAGUCAGACUGUACAAAAUAUUGGAUCUCCUUGUAGAAUAACAUUUAAAGUAUGAAUGGAGUUGUGAUUUUUAAGAUGCUUGUUGUUGGAAAUAGGACCGGUGAAGGUCGGAAAGCUGAUAUCUUUGGACGGGUCUAUAAUCUCUUAUCCUUUUUCAGUUAAGAAAUUAAAUGUCUUUACAAUGUUUAGUGUUUCUGUUUUUGAGGGGUUAACUCCAGAUUGUAUUUCAUAGACUGAUGAACUUUCAAGAUUAUGUUGAAUGGACUCAUGAGUCUGUAAAAGUCUUAAUUCAGAGUUGUUUGAAAAAUAAAACUACAUUGAUCUAAUCUUAAAA